This is a messenger RNA of Tarenaya hassleriana, 1042 nucleotides long. Its product is annotated as CASP-like protein 5B3. The record is from RefSeq and is a predicted model, not a curated record. Gene Ontology annotation, cellular component: plasma membrane. The transcript has 3 exons. The coding region runs from base 412 to 870 and encodes 152 amino acids. Lineage: Eukaryota; Viridiplantae; Streptophyta; Magnoliopsida; Brassicales; Cleomaceae.
GAGAAGACAAGCAUGACUUAAAAACAGACAUUUUUCAUCAAUUUCCACUAACUAAUUGUAAUUUAACUAUUUUAUUUUUUUUCCGCCUUGCAAUAAACAAAAAGAAAGCACGUUUCUUCUUCGUCGGCUCUCUUCCCCUCUGAAGUCUGAACCACCAAAAUCCUUGGCCUCCACAUCUAAUUUCCCCACUGACUUCGCAUUUUUCAGCUUCUGGGUACAACAAAGUCUGAUUUUUUCGCCGGAGAUCUUGUUGGAUUAUCGGAAAGUUCCUGCCUUUUUCUUUGUGCUCGCAGUUUUCCGGCGAUCUGGUCGGAUUUUGAAAUUUGCCUGCGACCCUGUACCAGUGACAGCAGUCAUAGCUCAUCGGCGAAGGAUCUUCUUCGGUCGGAAUUUAGGCCCCGGAGAAGAGAGAUGAGAGAUUUCCCUGGAACACCGGGGACUCCGACAGGUCUGGUCUUGAGGAUUUCCCAGUGUGUGUUUGCAGCUGGCUCGAUUUCUUACAUGGUCACUUCCGGUGGAUUCUUCAGCUAUACCGCUUUCUGCUACCUAAUUGCAGCAAUGGGUUUGCAAGUCAUUUGGAGCCUCGGCCUUGCACUGCUCGACACGUUCGCUUUACUGAGGAACAAAGCACUUCGCAGUGCUGUUCUGGUUAGCCUCUUUGUAGUUGGAGAUUGGGUUACGGCUACAUUGUCUCUAGCAGCAGCAUCCUCAGCAGGAGGCAUCACUGUCUUAUACUUCAGUGACUUGGGGCAUUGCAGUUUUGCAGAAGAGUGUUGGAGGUACCAACUCUCAGUGGCCUUAGCCUUCCUUUGUUGGAUCGCCAUUGCUACUUCUUCACUUACCACUCUCUGGUUACUUGCCUCUGGGUGAACAACAAGGAACUUUCUCUGUACUGUACAGUUCCAUGUAUUGUAUUGAAAGAAAGGGUAAAGAAAAAAUCGAAAUCUUGAUUCUUCACCGUGUUUAUAGAAAGGAUUACAGAAUCUAACUCAUGUUUAACCCUUCAAAUUCCGCACAAAGUUUUCACCUUUUUUUGGUCAUC